UGUGUGAGGACUCAGUGCUGGAGCCGUGGAUGGUUUGUGCAGCCCGUUAGUGCUCCUGCCGAGACUCACGCCGCCAUCAUGUCCUGCUACCUGCGUCCCCCCAACACGUCUCUGUUCGUGAGGAAUGUGGCCGACGACACCCGGUCUGAAGAUUUACGACGAGAGUUUGGUCGUUAUGGUCCUAUAGUUGAUGUGUAUGUUCCGCUUGAUUUCUACACUCGCCGUCCACGAGGAUUUGCUUAUGUCCAAAUUGAAGAUGUUCGUGAUGCUGAAGAUGCUUUACAUAAUUUGGACCGAAAAUGGAUUUGUGGUCACCAAAUUAAAAUACAGUUUGCACAGGGAGAUCGGAAGACUCCAAAUCAGAUGAAAGCCAAGGAAGGGAGGAAUGUGUACAGUUCUUCACGUUACGAUGAUUAUGACAGAUACAGGCGUUCUAGAAGCCGAAGUUAUAAAAGAAGGAGAUCAAGAAGUCGGUCCUUUGAUUACAACUAUAGAAGAUCCUAUAGUCCUAGAAACAGUAGACCGACCGGAAGACCACGGCGUAGCAGAAGCCAUUCCGACAAUGAUAGACCAAACUGCAGCUGGAAUACCCAGUACAGUUCUGCUUACUACACUUCAAGAAAGAUCUGAGAAAAGCGGAAAAAGAACCAAAGAAGGGCAGUUCAAGCGACCAAAGGGUGGGUGGAAGGUGCUGCAGUAUGAAUACUGUGUGAAUAUUUUGACUCUGGUCUGAAAAAAUAAAAGAAUGUUAUUGAAACUACAUGGAAUAAUUGAAGUCCCUUCAAGUUUGGAAGUAAGCAUUUUAGGACAAAUAAAAGGAAAUUCAACUUUGUACUUGUGGAAACUAAUUCCUAAAUCUGAGUAGGUUUAUAUUUGAUUCAUGGAUAACAGGUCCAUAAUAAAUUACUGGAAACUAGGAUGUCUCAAUAUCACGGUAGACAGCCAUAAAUCUCCUACAGUGCUGCUUUUGGUCUGUCUGAAACAAUUGGGUGAGAAAAGGCAUGGUCCAAUUUAAACUUUUUCUUGGUUCUCUCUUAAAGUCAGAUUCAUUUUUGCUAUUGGCAAAUAUUGCCUUUGUUCCAGUGCUAGUGUUUUACUGUUUAAUGGUUUGCUUUGUUGGCAUCUGAGUUUAUUUACCUGUAUGCCAUGUGCAGUCUACAUCUUCCUUAAACACUAUUCCCAGGUAAAUUCUAAUUAUAAUACUUGACAUCCAGUUAAGAGGUUCUACAUCUCACCUCUUUCUUAGCAUAUUCACAAACAUUUACUGAGCCCUUUACUAUAAGCAACAAUUGUACUGGAUAAUUGGGAGGAAAAAUAGAUUUAAAAUUCACUUAUUCAAUAAAUGUCUGAGCACAAUCUAGUGAAUGACAUUACAGAAUGGCCUCAUUGUUUUGAGGUGUAUUGUUUGACAAUAUUUUACACCAUAUCUUAAUGUAAUUAUAAAACCCAGUAUACUAUCAAAGAUAAGUAAUUUUGUGGUUACCUGACAUUAAAAAGUAUCUGGUAUUUCUGUUUGCAUCCCAUUAAUACAAAUAAUGAAAAAAUGAUGUUUUGAUCUGUAAUAAACUGAUUUAUUGUGCAGUGACUGUAAUAUAUACUAGAAUUAUAUUGUUUACUGCCUCCUCAAACACACAUUAGGAGAUAAUCCCCCCCCCAAAAAAGUAUUUCAUUUUGCAUUAGAUAUACAGGACACUGGGUGCUAUAAUUAGAUUAUUUUGAGGCAGAAAGAGAGCUGUUAUUCCAACUGACUUAGUAUGUUCUGUAACUGAUAAAAUGUUCACCAAGUUAUACUUUUUAGUGAUUGACAUGUACAUUUUGUAGGGAACAUGUUCUGUGUAUAGUGAAUAAAUAACUUUUAUAGUAUCACA
Molecule: messenger RNA, 1868 nt
Organism: Pipistrellus kuhlii (Kuhl's pipistrelle)
Lineage: Eukaryota; Metazoa; Chordata; Mammalia; Chiroptera; Vespertilionidae
Product: serine/arginine-rich splicing factor 10-like
Exons: 1
Coding region: 79-630 (183 amino acids)
Molecular function (GO): RNA binding
Source: RefSeq, a predicted model, not a curated record